CACACACACACUAGGCCAGAUGUGUAUUUAGGGAUGGGCAAAUGCAAAGGCUGGAAGAAAAGGGUUUUAUUACUUUCAUAGUUCUCAUACUUGUUGGACUCACUUUUAAAACCUUUAUGAGCAUUCGCAAAGCAAGGCUGCUUUCUGAACGCAAAGUUGAGUUUUCGUGAAAGAUUCAGCUCAUAUGGUCUUGUUGCGCGAGUGGGUGAGGUCUCUCAGACGCUGUUCAUGGGAGUCUGGAGCUGUGAUUUGCAGUCAUCUUGUGUGAACUGGAUCGCUGUAGAGCUCCGCACAGUGGACAGUCAAUUAUAAUGCAUAAAAUGCUUCCACUGUACGCGCAAUCCCGAGCAAGAGUCUCCGCCGACACUCUUCGGCGCUGGCGGAACACGCACUUUUAAAGGGAGUUUACCAUAACAGCAGAAAAGAUGCCCUUCUGCAAGAGGACCAUAGUCCCUAAAGAUGUGUGCAAGAGCGGCGGCAAGAGUCGCGGUGCGAUGUUCACGGAUCUGGUGGAUGUGUGCGGCUUGACUCUGUGCGCGGUGCUCCGGCAGCUGUCGGAUUUAUCCCGUCAGUCGGUGAGCAUCCUGGAGGAGCUGGAGGGAGAGCUCGCCUCCAUCUGCUCCCGCUCCGGAGCUCUGGAGAGUAAACUUAUCAGCCUGCAGAAGCACAUCUCAGCACUGGCCACCAAACCGCCGGCCAAAACUGCCACCAACUUGGACUCGGAGAGCAAACGAACGGCUCACUUCCAAUCGUCAUGGCAACAGCAUGUGAAUGUGUUCGGCUCGUGGAGUAGGCCGGAGUGUGUGCAGGAACUGCACCAGGAGGCUCAGCUGAACCUACAGAGUCUGCUGCAAGAUUUUGAGGAGCAGUUGUAUGAUAACAGAGUGACAGGACAGACAUUCAGACAUCCUUCCUCUCAGAGCUCGGAGGACACGUCAACCUCUCUCAGCCGAUCCCCUUCCUCACUCAGCAACAAGAAGACAGAGUUCGUCUUUGUGCCUGCAAAUAAGCAGGUGUGUGAGGAUGAGACCACAACAUUAGGGGUCCGGGCACAGGACCCGACCCCCUGUGGUUCAGAGAAGUCACUUCUAGGCUGGAAUGCCUUACUGAGUCCACCUGUUGCAGAGAAACCUCGCUGGUACCUGGGCCGACAUACUCCAGCUCACCUUGUACCCAUUGAGAUCACAAGCCAGAGCUUUGAUAAGCACGCCACACAACACAGCAAACUGCGGGCCGCCUUUAGAACUGAUUCAGCGGUCAACCCAAAGACCGUUCCCUGCCCGAGGAGUGUGGUUGCAGGCCCUGAUGUCACGCUGCACUGCCAAGGUGACAGCAAAAUUCUUGCUGUUGAUCUAAUACAAGGUGCCUGUUCCCCUGGAUCCUCUCAACCCAGAUCUUUGGAGCCAACUACCGAGAACACAGGCCAACAGCAUAUUCCACUUCGGAAGACCCAUAGUGACCUGGAGUACAGUGUUCCCCCAUCCCCAAAGACCCCAUCAGGCAUGAUGGAUCAUGCCACUCUGAUAUGCCCAAACCCCUCAUGGAAUGGCCCAAAAGGUUCUACUUUCUCUCCUUCCUGGAAUGACUCUUACAACUAUGCCUUGGUUACCAGCCCUGCUUCCAAGCAACCAGUAUCUAAAACUGGAAUAAUAACACCUAAAAGUGAAGGAGGUGGUUUAAUCUGUCCAUCCCAGACCAGUUCAGGCCUCUCCAUGAGCUCAGGGUCACAUUCCAGCUCUUUCACCUCCAUCUCAGAACCAUGUGGACACCGGGUGUAUACAGUGUCCACACAAGGGGGUUGUGUCCCUGUAGGGAAAGGGAAUGACAUAGAGGGGACAGCUUCCACUGCAGGCACAGGAAAAAACAAUUGUGAGCAGGAGAAGAGAUCAGCCCGGUCCAAUGUUUUCAGGUUCCGUGAACGUUCACUUUCAACACCAACAGACUCUGGAUCAUUUUGCUCAGCAGAUAAUAUAUGUUCUCCAGGUGAGGCCAUCCCUGUUGUUUCAGAGGUUGAGAGUUAUGCCCUGUUAUAUCCAAGCAACAGCUCAGAGGAUAGCAUGAGCACUGAUAAUGUUUCCGUGACCACAGGUUCAGACUUCCUUCUGGAUGGUCGACUGAGGUCACGAUCACGCAGCAUCUCACUAAAGAAAUCUAAGAAAAAGCCACCACCUCCAGUACGUAGUGUAUCCCUGAUGAAAAACCUAUCAGAGGUUGGAGGAAUGGGCUCCUACCACAGUGAAGGGCAUUUCAUAGAUGGCAGACCCAAAAGUCUCUUUAUCCCCCGAGAUUACCAUAUUCAAGAUUCAUUCCAGCCUGAAUUCCUAAUUGCCAAAGCUGAGGAGGACACAGAUCAAGCCCACAGUAGCUUGGAGACAUCCUCUGAUAUUUCUCAGCCUGCCGACAGGGAAACAGAGCUUGGGUUUUCUCCUCACUGGCAGCUCAAUGAUUGGAAGUCCAACAACGAUCCCUACCGCUCACUGUCGGGUUCAAGUACAGCCACAGGUACCACAGUGAUUGAGUGCAUGAAGGUGCGGGGCAGCUCAGAAUCCCUAAAUUCACCGUCAACGUCACGAGCCACAUCUCCAUCCCAGCUCUCAAUCGAGGCUGAGACCAAGGUAUCCCCUUUCAAGCCCCCAUGUCUCAUGUCCCCAUCCAGUGGCUACUCAAGCCAGUCUGAAACUCCAACCCCAACUAUAUCAAACACAUUCAUCACUGGACCUUCUCCAGUUGGCUGCAAGAUGCGGCCAAAGAUUCCAGAGCGUAAAUCUUCUCUCCCAGCUUCUGCAAAGGAUAAAUCACGUUCGCGUCUUUCAUUUGAACUACCUGCAACCUCUCAGCUGGAUCUAUUCUCUGUCAAACCCAAGAAGAAGGCCAGCAGACGCCACUCUGACACAUCUACAGCCAACAAACCAGGUAAACUGAGCCCUAGUCAGUCUUCACUGCCUAUGGUUACAACAACAGACUUGCGAAACAUCCGACUUCGUUCAGUUAGCCGCUCAGGACUUGAGGACAGUCCUGAUGGCUCUUCUGACAUUAUAGAGGAAGAGCAAAGUCGAGAUCUCAGCCCUCCUAUUUUUCCCUCUAACACAAAACAGUCAAAGCCUCAAGUUGCAGUGAAGCCACCUCUGCCUAAACGACCCAUGAGCUUGAUGCUUAAAUCUCCCUCCUCAUCCCCUCUGGCAUAUGAAUCUCCUCCAUCUUCACCUGUGGACCGACCCAUGCCUGUGGGCAACAUCUAUAUGGUUGUGAGAAAGCCCAAACCUAAAAGACCAGCUCAGUCAUCACUCAGCACAUCUGUAAUAGCCCCACAAGAGCCACUCCACAGCCAUGUACCUCCUCUCCCUGAGUUUGAUCUGGAGUAUGGGAUUCCUAUUGAAGAUGAUCCUCCAUCCCCAAGUAGCCCAGAAAGUGAGGACAAAAGUAAAACCCUGCCAAGUAGAAUGACAAUAUCCUGUUUAGCAGAAUUAGACAAAAGGAAGCCUAAGGUACCUCCUCCAGUGCCGAAAAAACCCAGUGUUUUCCUUCUGCCCUCUCCAAGCACUCAUACCAAUGGCGGGGCAGAAAAACAAACUCCACUUUCUGACAACAUCUCCCAAUCACCUACAGUUCCAAUAGCAUCUGACAUUGAGGGAGAUUUGCUUCAAGGUGAAGAUCAAGAUGAUCCUUCAAAGGAAAAUUUUGAUGGAAACAAUAAAAAUUCUGAAAGUUACAAAAACUCUGGAAAUGAAGAUAAUGAUGUGGUAGUUGAAGAGAACAGUUCAAAAGAUUCAGAUUGUCAUCAAAUUACGGAAAGAGUGACACCUUCAGCAGAGACAGUAACAGAAACUUAUGCAGAAACAGAAAUAAUGGAAGAGAACAAUUCUGCUGUUGACAAGACCGAACUACAUAUUACAGAGGAAACAGAUGAUGAUGUUUUUGUUCACACACCCACAACUCACACAACUGAGGACCUCUUUACCAUCAUACACAGGUCAAAGAGGAAAGUUCUUGGUCGCAAGGAACCAGCAGAUUCUUUUGGAAACAGGCAGUGUCUGGUAUCACCUGUGAAAAGCAGCAGCACAGACCUCCAAACUCUGGGCCUUGGGACCACUCUUAGGUCAAGCUCACGAAAUGAGAACUUUAUGGCACUUCUCCAGAAGAGAAGCAGCAAAGCCAGCAGCGGGACCCGAGUUUCUGCCAUGGAGUUGCUGAAGAGCACAAACCCCUUGGCACGACGAGUCACUGAGUUCUCUCAGUCACAGCCAGAUGAGAGUGCGAACACACCAAAACCAGCUCCACAGGACCAGUGAUUCCACUUGUAGAGAACCACAUGUUGGAUAUCAAUAUGGCUGGUUUUCUGUUGCACUCAACUGCCCAUCUGAACGGUUUAAUUUACAAAGACCUCAUGCAGAAGGAAUUUAAGUGAUUUGUUUGAGUUUUUGCUUCCAGACAAAGGGAUCAUACUCAGAUGAUGUACAAUUGUUGUGGAGUAUAGUCAGUAUAAAAGGAAACUGAGCCCACCACUGAUAUAAAAUUCUGGCAUUGAAAUCUGCUAUCCUGGAAAUAUGAAUGCGAUGAUGAGACUCUUGAAUGGAAACCCACAUCAAGAAAUAUUUUCAGACUAUUAUUUGUGGCCAAAGCCUGCUCUGCCCAUUUCAGUGGUGAACAAGAAAGUGUCUUAGUAGGAUAAUCAUGUUUUAAUAGAGUUGCACAAACUCACACAGCGAGAGGAGUGUAUGAUACGAGAAGGAAACAUUCCACAAAGUUGUAAGAAAUGUCUGGUAUCCCUUAAAAUUAAGCACUUUCACCAGUACAAGAACUAGUUUACAAGACAAAAAGCUAUAUUUGUUAUUUUUCCAUUGUUUUUUUUCUUCUUCUUUGUUUUUGAAAAAAAUAUGAACUUCCAUAUAAAUGUCUUUUUGAGUUUAUUUUAACCUUAAAAAAAAGUAUAAGAUAUAAAUACUGUAUAAGAAAAUGUAAUUGCUUGAUCAAAGACACAACAGACACAAAGCUGUCCAUAUCUGUGACUAUUCUUGGGAAACUGCCUAUUAUUUUAUAAGCUCAGAGCACACAAGGGAUUGAAGUGGCCAAGUUAAACCAUCAUCAUCCAAUACACCUGAACCCACAUCUAGAGAUCUUCCCACACUGCCAGAAGUGUAAACAACAAAUAAAAAUUGGCAUAGACAAAACACACCUUUGAAAAGGAAAUUUAUGGACAAUACAACAUGAGGGAAUAGCACAGAAAGUGAUAGUCUAAUGGGUGGACACUAGACUACAGAAGAGGGUCCAGUAAGUGUUACCAGUGGCUCACUGGUAUGUUCUGGCUGUCCAUUGUGUCAAAUCUCUCAGGAAACCCAUAACGUCUAAUGGUCCAAGUGUAUAUUCUCAAAAUAGAGAAUUCACUCAACACACAAAUUAUCAGGCAGGAGAUUUACUGAGGCCUAUGGAUGGCAAAAGAAGACAUAAUACUUCUCAUUCUUGCCUCCACAAUUUUUUUUCC
Molecule: messenger RNA, 5479 nt
Organism: Carassius carassius (crucian carp)
Lineage: Eukaryota; Metazoa; Chordata; Actinopteri; Cypriniformes; Cyprinidae
Product: NHS-like protein 2
Exons: 8
Coding region: 426-4289 (1287 amino acids)
Biological process (GO): cell differentiation
Source: RefSeq, a predicted model, not a curated record